Messenger RNA from Gavialis gangeticus (Gharial), 2282 nucleotides. It is a transcript of the gene PNP, whose product is annotated as purine nucleoside phosphorylase. The record is from RefSeq and is a predicted model, not a curated record. Gene Ontology annotation, biological process: nucleoside metabolic process. The transcript is spliced from 6 exons. NCBI's taxonomy places the organism in Eukaryota, Metazoa, Chordata, Crocodylia, Gavialidae. The coding region runs from base 502 to 1374 and encodes 290 amino acids. Gene Ontology annotation, molecular function: purine-nucleoside phosphorylase activity. Gene Ontology annotation, cellular component: cytoplasm.
CUUUUCCUGCAAGCAUGAGGGUCAUGUGGCUUUUUAACCCAGCUAAUUACUUGGACUCGCCCAAGCACAAGGCUUAUUGGACUGUGGGCCAGAUUCCCAGCUGGAGGCUUGGCCAGAGCUAAGCUGAAGCUGCUUUACACCCACCCAGGAACAGGGCAGAAUGUUUUUUCCCCUGGUGGAAGUUUCCAUUGAGUUUUGGAUGCGUCCAUCUCAGGAUGUCCUUGCUGUGUAACCUCAGCUGAGAGCAGUUAAUGAUGGAUAUGGGUGGAAAAACCCAAGAAGGCAAAUAUUGUUUGGGUUGCAUGUGCUUCCUAUUACAUUAGUAAUUAUGGUUUGCUUUACACAUCUCAAGUUCCUGUCACAUGAUUGGCCCCAGGCAAGUUGCAGCAGGAUUGCUGCUGUAAAUCUCCUUCCCCAAACUAUUGGGUAAUUGGAUUACCGAAUGUCAGCCUGGUUUCAUCCUAAAGGUGGUUUGUUGCUGCUUGUGUAUGGGAGGAAGUGAUGUAUUGGAAAAGGUACACCUACGAGCAGUACAAGGAGACAGCUGAAUGGCUCCAGGCCAACACCAAAUUGCGGCCUCGCGUGGCUGUUAUCUGUGGUUCAGGCCUCGGGGGCCUGGCUGGUCUCCUGAAGGAUCAAGUGGUGAUCAAGUACACGGACAUCCCCAACUUCCCCCAGAGCACAGUCCUAGGUCAUGCAGGAAAGCUAGUCUUUGGGACUUUGUCUGGGACGCCCUGCGUGGUGAUGCAGGGUCGCUUCCAUAUGUACGAGGGAUAUCCCCUGUGGAAGGUGACGUUCCCGGUACGGAUCUUCCACUUGCUGGGGGUGGAGACACUAAUUGUCACCAAUGCAGCUGGUGGCCUCAACCCAGAAUAUAAUGUGGGGGACAUCAUGAUCAUCCUUGACCACAUUAACAUGCCAGGCUUGGCUGGGAUCAACCCCCUGGUGGGGCCCAAUGAGGAAAGGUUUGGGGUACGUUUCCCCCCCAUGUCAGAUGCCUAUGACAAGGACCUGCGGCGCCUGGCAUUAGCUGUGGCCAGGGACCUGGGCCAUGCCAAGGCUGUGCAUGAAGGGGUCUACUGCUCAGUUGGAGGACCCAGCUAUGAGACCAUCGCAGAGUGUCGCUUCUUGCAGCGUGUGGGGGCCGAUGCUGUGGGCAUGAGUACUGUCCCCGAGGUGAUUGUGGCACGGCACUGUGGCCUGCGCGUCUUUGGCUUCUCGCUCAUCACCAACAAGGCGGUGCUCGACUACACCAGCCAGGAGACAGCCAACCACACAGAGGUGCUGGAGGCCAGCUCUGGUAGUGCCAAGAUGCUGGAGAACAUUGUCUCCGAGCUGGUGCAGCGCAUUGAGAGCAACAACAACUUGGUGUAGGCAGGGGAUGCCGGUGCCCCCCUCCCUCUCCUGUCCAGGCACUGGAAUUCUCCAAAUCUUGUCUAAGCCUCCCCCUCCAGUGAACUGCUAGGCUGCCUCUGAGCACCAGAACCAGCCGUGGUUGAGGAUGUUCAUUCACUUUGGGGGACUGCAUUCUGGUCUCAUAGUCUGCCUGUCUCUUUCUCUGUCCUUAGUCAUUGUUAGUAGAUGAGCUUCCCAGUUCGUUCUGCCACUUGGAGACUUGUUUCGAUCUGGAAGCCUCCCAGAGUGCUGUUGUCUGUCUGUCCUUGGAGAAUCUGGUCUCUGCUCUGCUGAGCAGGUUGAUCUCCCCCCCAGGAUUUCCUUCUCCUGAGGCAUCCUCGUCACUAAUUGCACUGAUGGAUGCAUCCAGCCCAGGCAGGGGGCGAUUGGCCUUAAACACCUCAGUCACUCUAGCUGCUUCUUCCAGCGCAGAGGGAAAAAGCCCCCCGUUUUCAUCUCGGUGUCUCUCUCAUGUGCCUACUCACUCACGUCCCCCUCUGCUUCUCUCAGUCUUGGAGUCAUGCAGUGCCUUGCUGGGCACCUGUAUCUCUCCUGUCCAACCAGGAGUCUUAGCCCAAACCCCUCCCUGCCUUUGCAGCAAGCCUCCUCCUCGGGGCUCACCAGCGGGAACACAACCCGGGUGCUGCGGCACUAAGAAGCACUGGCUGCUCUCACGUGAGCUCAGUGCCAGUUUGCGUGUAUGGGAGGGCGGCAGUCUCCAUGGGCAUCUGGUGCUGCCCUGCUAGCGUCAUCUGAGUUGCAGGCAUUAGGAGGAUCUGGACUCCGGUCUUUCAGAAGCUGUUGCCUAUUGUGUGCAGAGUGCGUGAUGUGGGCAGGCUCUUUUGGGGUCAUGCAGCGCUCUCUCUCAGAGACAACUCUGCCUGAGG